AGGGAAAGUGAGUUGGUUACUUUCCUUAGUUCUCUUCUUUGCCUCCUUUAGGUCCCAUCUGAGGUGCCCCUGACCGUCCCUGUCCCCCACCCCGGAUCCCGGCAAUGCUAACCGCUGUCUGCGGCUCUCUGGGCAGCCAGCACACGGACGCGCCUCGCGCCUCCCCGCCGCGCCUUGACCUGCAGCCUCUCCAAACAUACCAGGGCCAUACGAGCCCGGAGGCCGGGGACUACCCCUCCCCGCUGCAGCCUGGAGAGCUGCAGAGCCUCCCGCUGGGCCCGGAGGUGGACUUCUCACAAGGCUAUGAGCUGCCAGGGGCCUCCUCGCGGGUAACCUGCGAGGACCUGGAAAGCGACAGUCCCUUGGCCCCGGGACCCUUUUCCAAGCUCCUGCAGCCGGACAUGUCACACCAUUAUGAAUCAUGGUUCCGGCCAACUCAUCCAGGCACGGAGGAUGGCUCGUGGUGGGACCUUCAUCCGGGCACCAGCUGGAUGGACCUCCCCCACACUCAGGGCGCGCUGACCUCACCUGGCCACCCGGGGGCGCUUCAGGCUGGCUUAGGGGGCUACGUCGGAGACCACCAGCUUUGUGCCCCGCCACCCCACCCGCAUCCGCACCAUCUUCUCCCGCCUGCCGGAGGGCAGCAUCUCCUGGGGCCCCCCGACGGGGCGAAGGCCUUGGAAGCGGCCGCCCCGGAGUCCCAAGGGCUGGAUUCCAGUCUGGACGGGGCGGCCCGGCCCAAAGGCUCCCGGCGGUCAGUGCCCCGCAGCUCAGGCCAGACCGUGUGUCGCUGCCCCAACUGUCUGGAGGCGGAGCGACUAGGGGCUCCGUGUGGGCCUGAUGGGGGCAAGAAGAAGCAUUUGCACAAUUGCCACAUUCCGGGCUGCGGGAAAGCCUAUGCCAAGACGUCACACCUGAAGGCACACCUGCGCUGGCACAGCGGCGACCGUCCCUUCGUGUGCAACUGGCUGUUCUGCGGCAAGCGCUUCACGCGCUCCGACGAGCUGCAACGCCACCUCCAGACCCACACCGGCACCAAGAAGUUCCCCUGUGCAGUUUGCAGCCGGGUCUUCAUGCGCAGCGACCACCUGGCCAAGCACAUGAAAACCCACGAGGGCGCCAAAGAGGAGGCUGGCGGGGUGGCCCCCGGCGAGGGCAAGGCCAGCUGCGCCGUGGAGCCCCCCGGGGGCAAAGGCAAACGGGAGGCCGAGGGCAGCGCGGCUCCUUCCAACUGAGCUCCUUUGCGCCGCCUCCCUGCUGAUCUCUAGGGGGCAUUGGAUGAGAGCCCCCAGGUCUGACACCCUUGGGGGGCGACUUAAGUAAGAGAGGAAGGUGGUUAUUUAUUGAUGGGGGGAAAUGGUGCCGGGACAGGGAGAUGAGGCGCUAGGGGUUUUUAGUCUCUGGAACUGGACGCGACGCGUUUGGUGGGGCCGGGAGGAGCCGCGCGCGCGCCCCUCUGUUCUUCCCUUCCUCACUGUUUCACUCGUCCCUGGGCUGGGGGUUAGGGUGAGACACCCCUACCGCAGCUGGAGGUGAAGGGACAGGCUAGAGGAGACAGCGCGUCCCGCAUCCCUGGAGCCGGAGAGGAGUGGGGCCGGCCCGGACGCUGGGGGUAGAUGUCUGGACACGUCCCUAGCGCCUGGGAACCGGAACAUAAAAGCGCCUCCGGAGCCUCCCUGCG
Messenger RNA from Lemur catta (Ring-tailed lemur), 1681 nucleotides. It is a transcript of the gene SP6, whose product is annotated as Sp6 transcription factor. Gene Ontology annotation, biological process: regulation of transcription by RNA polymerase II. NCBI's taxonomy places the organism in Eukaryota, Metazoa, Chordata, Mammalia, Primates, Lemuridae. The record is from RefSeq and is a predicted model, not a curated record. The transcript has a single exon. The coding region runs from base 105 to 1235 and encodes 376 amino acids. Gene Ontology annotation, molecular function: DNA-binding transcription factor activity, RNA polymerase II-specific; RNA polymerase II cis-regulatory region sequence-specific DNA binding.